GCAGGGUCCUCUGUGGAUCCUGCAGGAGCCUGAGCUCUUCCUGCGGACAGCCAGCCGUCAGUCCGUCCCACUGAGCUGUGUUGCUGUCAGUGUCCCCUGGUGGAGCUGUUGUUGCUGCUGCUGCUGCUGCUGCUGCUGCUGGUGCUGAGCAUGUGCUCGGCUGCUCCACAGGACAGGAGCGACGCUUCCCAUCAACACACAGGUUGAGGACAUGGAUUGCUGAGCGUGAGGCAGAGCGCUGUCACCAAGCUGUUAUUCUUCCCUGCAUCAUGGAGGCUCCGCCUGGUGCAUCAUGGGAGCUCAUCAACGGUGUGACAGAUAGAAUAUAUGAGGGCUGAGAGGUCGUCAUGGAGACUGACAGCUACACCUCAGGCCCUGCCACCACUGACUGGGCUGGGACGGUGGCCGGCCUGGAGGGAAUGGGAGUCCUUCAGGAGCAGGGAGGAGGGGGCUCGCCCAGCAGCUUGGCGUCCUGGUACGAGCCGUACUCGCUGGGCUUCCAGGUGUCGCUCACCGCCUUCCUCAUGCUGGAGCUGGUAUUGGGUUUCAGCAGCAACCUGACAGUGCUGGUGCUCUACUGCUCUCAAUCCAAUUUGGUGGACUCUGUGAGCAAUAUGGUGACUGUCAAUCUGCAUGUGCUGGAUGUGGCGGUGUGCGUGCUGUGUCUGCCCCUCACACUGGUGGUUGUGCUGCUGCCCCCGGGACCAAACCUGGCCCUGCUCUGCUGCUUCCAUGAGGCCUGCGUCACCUUUGCCAGCAUAGCCACAGCCAUCAACAUCCUGGUUAUCAGCUUGGACCGAUACGACAUUUCAGUACGGCCGGCCAACAGGCUGUUGACCACACGUAGGGCGACGCUGCUCCUGGCUGCCGUUUGGGUCACCUCGGUAGCUGUGUUCUUUAUCCCAUUCUUGGAGGUGCAGUGGUCCAGUGCAGAAGAAGCAGAGGAGAGAGGGCAGGUGACACCCUUGUCCUUACAUGGUGUCAGUGCCACAGUGGCGCCAGCAUGGCGUAACCAGACAUUGCUGUGUGUUGGCGGGCAGGGCUUCGACACAGGCCUGGGCAUGCGCUACCAUCUUGUCCUGCAGGUACCCAUCUUCUUCACCACAGUGGCAGUGAUGCUGUUCACGUACUCCAGAAUACUGAGAGCUUUAAACAUCCGCAUCGGCUCCCACAUGAAAAAGGGCCAGAGGUUCAGGGGGCACCAUAAGAGACAGAAAAAAAAGAAGACGGGGCUUAGAACGAAUGAUGGAGGGGAGGUCGGAGGGGAGCAGUGCACCACAGAUGGUACCAAACAGCUCAGCCACCCUCCCCUCAUCCCCUCCCCCUCCCCGACCCCUACAGCUACCUCCCCCCCUGCCCUGUCCUCUUCUGCUCCACUCGUCAUCCCUGACACAGGUGCUGCGACCGCCAUGCCCGCCACCAUGGGUGUCCAAGCCUCCGUGUCUGCAAUUAUUGCCCUGAGGCGGGCAGUGCGGCGACACCGGGAUCGUCGAGAGCGACAGAGGCGGGUGUUCAGGAUGUCCCUAAUCAUUAUCACCACCUUCCUGGGCUGUUGGGCUCCCCUUUCUGUGACCAAUGUGCUAAUCCUAGGCAUAGGCCCCAGUGACGCCCUGGUUAGCCUACGCCUCUGGUUCUUAGCCCUGGCCUAUGGCACCACUGUCUCCCACCCUCUGCUCUACGCUUUCACCAGACAGAAGCUGCGCCGUGCUCUCCGUGCUAAGGUAAAGAAGAGGGUGGUGUCCCUGCUCCAGGUAGACCCUUCACCAGGGGGCACCGUCAUACACAACUCCUGGGUGGAGAACAGAAAAACCAGCCGGCAGGUGCGGCUGGAAGCAAGCGAAGGUACUGACCGCUGCCUGGCAGAAGUCCUGUGAGACUGACACACUUGGGCCGGGCUAUAAUUAAAAAACAGAAUGAGUCACAGGUGUGUUUCAUUAUGAAACUCACCGGUGUGUGAAGCCAGUGUAAGAUAUGUGAAAAACACAUUUCCACCUCUGGGAGAUGUUUUAAUGUAACCACCAGCAGCAAGCCCGUGCGAAACACAGCGCUAACGUUCACCUCAGGCAGCAGUGAGAGCAGGAUGUUGUCAUCACUGUGGUGCACACAGCCUCUGCAGCUGAAACAAAUCACAACAACAAACACACAAGUGUAUAUAAUUUGCACUCUGUCAGAUACUGAAGUCUGUUUACAUACUGUAUAAUAGAGCGCUCUCAUAGUGGUGCUUACCUAACUGCUCCAAAGAAUGUGUUUAGCCAGCAGAUGAUCUGAUCUGCCACCCACUCAAAUGCUCCGAGGCAGCUUUAAAGGAAAAAUGUUGAUACACUUUGAACAAAUGAACACUUAAAAAAUCUAUUUAAAUGUACUUAAUAUUGUUUCUGCCUUAAUUCUGCUCUGAUGGUAUGAGGUGUAAAAAGGGGUGUGUGUGUUGGAUAUUUACAAUCAGCACACAGUGAUGAUAUGCUGAAGAUGAGAUGUAAAUGUGUUAGCGUUUAAGAGUCAGAGAACAAUUAAAGGCUAUUGUGAAAUUUUAAAUGCAGUUUUGCUUUAGCUUCAGUCAUUAUUAAACAGUCAAUGUUUAGUGUCUUGUGAUGCUCUUUCAGAUAAAUGCAGCUCUUUUUCUCCCAAAUUUGUAUCAAACGAUGUGAUGUCUCAUUGAUUUUUUUGCAUAUAAUGAUUGGAGAAGCUGAGAUUAUUGAUUAAAGUCUUGAUUAACGUUGAGGGAAAUAGACUCAUUGGCAUUUUUUUUUUUUUAUUGGAAAGAAUUAGAUGAGAAGACUGAUACCACUCUCAUGUGUGCUGGCUACACAAGCAGCAACCUCCUGGGCUAAAAGAUGAAGCCAAUGCAGAGGCUCCAGAGACUGCAGUUCCUCGAAUUGCCAUGUGAGGCUGGAAUGAAAUGCCCAACUUUAUAACAGAAAUAAACAUAUUUACAGCCUGUUACAAAAAAUGGUUUUAGUCUCUAUAGUUAAUUUCAACAUUAAUGACAACUGUAUUUUUAUAUAACUCACCUGCUUACAUUUUGUUAUGGCCCAAAUUUACACAAUGGCGGGCUGCUUGAGUGACCUGGGCUUUCUGCAGGGUGUCGCUACAGUCAGAUCCACCCCUCACUUCUCCACGGAGCCACCCACUUGUCCAAAUAUGGUCACUUCUGCCUCCAAAAAGUCAAGAUAACAUUCAAGAUUCAAGGCUUCAAAAUCUGGAGUCCACAAACCAAUGUGUGACGUCAUGGUAGCUACGUCCAUGAUUUUAUACAGGCGUACAUUGAAUAUGACGCUAUAGCCAAGUUAGUUAGCUUAGCUUAGCACAAAGAGUGGAAACAGAGGGAAACAGCUUGCUCUAUUCUGUGCAAAAUAGAUGAAUAAAUAAAUAAAUAUCCCUACACCUCCAUUUUUUACACUUUGAAAUGUGAUAUAACAUGUUACCUUCAGACACAGUCAGACUAGUUAUUUCCCCAUGUUUCAAUCAGGCCUCCAUGAAGUGCUCAGACCUUGAAGCUAGUUUUCAUAGUGGCCAUGCAGUGGAAUUAUAACUUCCAGUUCCUUUGGCCCAAAAAUUUGGAAGCAUUUGGAAGGUCUAGAAGCAAGAUAAAAUUAUUUAAUCCCCAUUCAAGUUGUUGCACUAAACCGGAGGCAGCAAGUUCAGCUGACAGAAGUCGCUAGUUUGCCUGCUCCAUGAGCCCAACGAUGACACAGCGCUUUGUUUUUUGGAUUUUGGCUUCAUGCACCACUGAGCAACUUUCAUAGGAAUGAACAGGUCCCGUCUCCAACGCUGUAUCCAGUUCUCUUUAUACAUCCAUGAUUUCAACUCUUUGUGCUAAGCUAGCUAACCAGCUGAUGACUGUAACUUUAUAUUUAGCAUACCGACAUGAGAAUGCUAUCAAAAUUCUCAUCUAACUCUCAGCAAGAAAGCAAAUAAGCUUCUCUUACAAAAUGUCUAACAACAUCUAACUAGUCCUUUUAAACAGUGGAGAUUUAUUUUUAUGAUAUAUUCACGUUGACAGAACUAUGGAUAAAGUUAACUGGCUGUGCUAAAGAAGCUAGUUGUGAUAACACUGUAAGAUAUAAAAUGUACAGGUGACGUACAAAAUAACCUUUUGGUAUAAUGCAGUUCAGAACAUCAGCAAAAACUACAAUCUCAAAAAUAGCUGGGUGGAAUCAAUACCCCUGUGACACAAAAACUAAAUACUUACUGCCUUAAGAAAACAGCUGGGGAGACUGGGAGCAAUUAUAACUUUUCAAAUUGCUCCAAUCAGAAAUGAGACAACUCUGAGCUGUGGUAACACGCACAUUUUACAAUUAAAACUGUGGUGAUCCCUCUCUGCCUGCCAAUGGAAAAACUGAUGUCUCAUACUUCAUACAAUUAAUUAUGCUGUUUUGAUUAAACUGGAAUUAUUUGUUCAGUGGAUAUUAUUGCCCCCAGUCUCCCCUAUUCAUUGUAAGUCUCUUGUUUUUGGACUGCAUUAUAUUUGCUGUGGUUCAUAUUGAGGUUUUGGCAUGCUACAAGCAUGCAGUUCUCUGUUGAAAUGACACCCAUGUACAUGUUGUAAAUACUGACCAGACUGAAAUUUAUUCCAUGUGAAAUCUGCAGUACAAGUCACUUGGUCUGUACGUGAUUAGACUGACUUUUCUAGAUUUAGAGGAGUGUUUCAGUUGCAGCUGGCUUGUCCAGACAUGUGGUCCCUUGAGUCAACUCAAACGUAGUGUCCAGCACACACAAGAGAGUAACUGUCACACAGCCGAGCACUGACAGAUUGUGGGAUUAUUAAUAAGACUAGUGUUUCCUGUUGACUUUGUUCUACAUGCUUGUGUGUUCACUGCGCUGAUGCUGUUCUCACACUGGGGCUCAUUUCAGAGGCCGUGUGAUCUCUCUGUCUUGCACACACACUUACACACACAUGCAAUUGAUGCAUUCUUAAAUGAAAACACACUGAAAAGAUAUAUAUUAUACUGUAUGUACACCAAAAAUAUGCUAUAUUUAUAGGUUUUCUUCAUGGUGUUGUUUUUACGUGAAUGUAUCACCAUGCAAUGUUGAAUUAUAUCAAUAAAUAUGAAAU
Messenger RNA from Epinephelus lanceolatus (giant grouper), 5053 nucleotides. RefSeq names its product G-protein coupled receptor 22-like. The record is from RefSeq and is a predicted model, not a curated record. Gene Ontology annotation, biological process: G protein-coupled receptor signaling pathway; cellular response to hormone stimulus. Lineage: Eukaryota; Metazoa; Chordata; Actinopteri; Perciformes; Serranidae. Gene Ontology annotation, cellular component: plasma membrane. Gene Ontology annotation, molecular function: peptide binding; G protein-coupled receptor activity.